Molecule: messenger RNA, 2169 nt
Organism: Lutzomyia longipalpis
Lineage: Eukaryota; Metazoa; Arthropoda; Insecta; Diptera; Psychodidae
Gene: Cnb
Product: centrobin
Exons: 3
Coding region: 193-1962 (589 amino acids)
Biological process (GO): mitotic cytokinetic process; centrosome separation; regulation of cilium assembly
Cellular component (GO): centriole; centrosome
Source: RefSeq, a predicted model, not a curated record
GGCCCAAACAAAAAUUGUAUAAAAAUUUUUAACGCCAAAAAGUUUUUUUCUUCAAUUUCCGGUGAAAAAAAGCGUCAAAAUAUCCUGAAAAUCUCCAAAAACAAUCCCAGAAAGAUAAGGAUUUGUGAACCAUAAGCGAAUUUGUUUGAAACACCCGGAAAAAAUGCCUUUUUUCACUUCCGGCAACAAGAAAUGAAGUCAGAUGAUACGGAAGUACUUCUUCUGAUUCCACCUGAUUUCUUUCUUCUGCAGGAUUCCGAGGAAUCUGCCCGGAAUUCCCCUUUUAGCUGUGAAACAGAGUUCCAGGAACCCUUGGAGUACACAUAUCCUGAACAUUGGCAAGUGGGGCAGCAGCAGCUGAGUGAACGAAUGGAGGGUUCGGUGUCCUUUUUGCGUGAGAUUGACUCAUUCCUGAAGGAUCACGGAGCUGAGAGAACACCUGGAAAUCAAUCGGGGAAGUCUAUAAUCAAUCUCAGUGACAUUUCAAUGAGAGAUCUUCAGCCCCUGGGCAGGAGUGGAGAUUUUGAGACGAUGCCAAGGGGUGAUUUGCAUGAGAAGGCACAGAAUGCACUGCAAAGGCACACGGAAUCAAUGGGCAGAAUGAGGGGAUCGAGGGAUUUUGAGACUUCUACCCCGGCAGUUAAUAGAAGUCUCAAUUUCUCAUCAAAUGGCCAAGAUGCUACUCUGAUUAAUCUCAGUGAGCUCUGGUGCUCACAGGGGGCAGCCAGAGAGGCAGCUAGUCUACAAGAGGAGCGCCUUCGAAGGGAGCACUGUGAGAAGAGCAUCCAUUUGCUUCAGGCACGUAUCCUGGAGUACCAGCAGAAGCUUGCUGUUGCCAUGGAGGUGGACAGGACAAAGAAUGAAACCAUAGCAAAGCUAAAGGACAAUCUUGCGCGUAUUGAGGCUCAAAAUAAUCACCUUAAAACUGAGCUGAGGGACAGGAAUGGUGAGCUUGAGCGAAGAUGUGCCUUCCUGGAGGCAGAGCUGGGAAAAUCUUCAGAACUCACGCGAGAUCUUCAGAACAAGAAUGAAGUGUUUCAUGCAAAAAUUAUUCACCUCACAAAGGCAAAUGACGACGUGAAGGAGAUUACGAAGAAGCAGAUGGAGGAUCUGCAGGUGAGGCUGUCGAACAGCCUGAGAGUUGAGCAACUACUGAAUGAUGACCUUGUCAAGGCCAAGAAAGACCUCGAGGAGGGAAAAACAAAAUUGCACGACAUAGAGAAGGAAGUGCAGGAAGCAAAAACGGCCACUGAAGCUGUUCUCAAGGAGAAAUCUUCCCUCCAGACGGCUUUUGAUCUUCUCAAUGAAAAAUUGAAAUCAAUCUCCGAUGAUACUCAAGCACAGCAAUCCUACCUAAAAUCCUACUACCAGGAACAACUGAACAGCGUAGUGGCGGAGAAAGUGAAGGAAUUCCAGCUACAACUUGACACAGCUGAAGCUGAAGCUCAGAAUCUGAAUCUUCUGUGUCAGAAGCAGGAAAAGGAGAUCGCCCUGCUCAGUGAGAAGCAUUCCGAGGAGCUCUCCCUGAGCCACCUGCAGUUAGUUGUGGCAACAAAAACCAUUGAAGAGCUGCGUGAGAAGCUGAGUCAGCAUGAGAGUCGUCGCAUGGAUAUUGCACAGCGUCUGCAUGGCGUCAUGGAGGUACAGUGGCAGAAAGCCCUCGAAAUCCUCUCGAAUCCCACUCCUGACCAUACAGCUCGUGCCCAGAAAUUCUCUCUGCGUGAGGAUUUCUACCAUCCUCCCUCGCGGGAUUUUUCACUUCCACCAAAACAUUCGCGAGAGAAGCGCGAAGACCCAGAAGAUCAGCUUCAGGAGCAAAUGCAGAAUUUCAUGAAGGCAUUGCUGAGGAAAUCCCUCACAGAGAUGAACCAAGAACCAAUAAGAGAUGGAAAUGCAUGCGAGGAUAAAGGUGGUGACAGACUUCCGUCCAAGAUGAGAAGCAAACAACGACCGUGGAGGUAAAAAAAAAAACAUUUUCUGCUUCAAUUUUUUACUUGAUAAUUUUUAAAUAAAUGUUUUUUACAAAUCGAGUGAGAAAAAAGAUGAAAAUCAUGGAAAAUAUCAAAGACAAUCGCUAGAUUAAAACCUAAUUCCCCCAAUUUCCUUAAAUUAAUAUCACUUUUUCAAUAAUUUUUAUAUUUUUUUAUGAAAUAAAUAAAAAGAAAUCAA